AUGAAGAAUAACAAGGCGAAGCAAGUGGUCUUGGAGGGCAGCUUGGCCACCUUUUCGGAUAUCGAUUGGUACGCAACUGCGGCUACAACUGCGGAACAAACAAAAAAGGAAACUAUUUCUAUAUUAGCCGGCUUCGAAGAAUUUGCUCGACAUAUAAGUGAGGAUUUGCAGGUUGACCAGGACACCCGGAAUCAUCUCCACAUCGUGCAGAGUAUUCGCAGCCAGUCUGACUCAAUGAUUAGCCUUGCCGCCUGCGAGGCCCGGCAACUACCGGCUUUUGGGAUGUGUGAAUGUAACUAG
Penicillium soppii is the source of this 300-nucleotide messenger RNA. RefSeq lists its product as uncharacterized. The transcript has a single exon. NCBI's taxonomy places the organism in Eukaryota, Fungi, Ascomycota, Eurotiomycetes, Eurotiales, Aspergillaceae. The record is from RefSeq and is a predicted model, not a curated record. Bases 1 to 300 code for a protein of 99 amino acids.